GCCACAAGUUCAAGUUCAUCUUUGGUCACGGUUGAUCAACUUGAACUGUUCUUUCACGACUUAUCCACUCACAAAGUUCAAUGUCAUUCUCAGUCAUAUAUUAGCGCCUUCCGAUUGCCCUCGCAAAGCGAAACUAUCCUUUCAGCGAGCCUAUACAACUUGAGCAACUCGGCAGACAACGAGCGCCUUCCUGCCUGCUCCGGACCUAGGCCACGAUGACGGCGGGACUGAAAACAAUCAUCGCUCUCUCCUUUGUUCUUGCCAUCGGAUUCCUGCUCGUUAUCCUCUCCGCUGCUUUGUUCCAUAACUUCCUUACCCUCCUCGUCGUUGCGACCUAUGUACUUGCGCCAGUACCGAAUUGGAUAGCCGGGAGAUGUGCCAAUCCAGACGACUUUAUUGAAAGCAAUUCGAGUGCAUGGAUUGACCUGGGACGGUUUGCUACAGGGUUUCUGGUUGUUAUGGGCAUUGCCUUGCCCGUCCUCCUGGCACAUUGCGCUCUUAUCAAGAUCCCUGCCAUGGUUAUGUCAAUCGUUGGGGGCCUGCUGAUAUACGGCACGAUCAUCAGUUUUACACAAUUCUUCAAGGAGGAGCAAGACUUUUGAAAUGGCAGCUGAGGCCAUGGUAAUGCAUAUCAAGGCGCCGGAAUAGUUUGAUCUGGGCACGGGAUGGGCGAUGAUGUUGGGCGACUUUGUCUUGUGGAAAGAAGGUCAUAUCGUUCCCAUCAUGGUACUCCGUGAGUUGGCUCAACCGAUAUAUUGGUGACAAUAAGCAAUCGAAUCUGUUAUCAGGCCAUCUAUACACUCGCAAUCUGAGGACGUGGAUCAUUGCAUCACCUUUCAGUAUUAUUUCUUCAGAUACAAUCGAAUGCCUUCCAGUGUUCA
Messenger RNA from Exophiala xenobiotica, 881 nucleotides. RefSeq lists its product as uncharacterized. Gene Ontology annotation, cellular component: Vps55/Vps68 complex; endosome. Gene Ontology annotation, biological process: late endosome to vacuole transport via multivesicular body sorting pathway. The record is from RefSeq and is a predicted model, not a curated record. Lineage: Eukaryota; Fungi; Ascomycota; Eurotiomycetes; Chaetothyriales; Herpotrichiellaceae. The transcript is spliced from 3 exons. The coding region runs from base 216 to 602 and encodes 128 amino acids.